AUGACAAAAUACAUCGAUUACAAUGUCUCGGCGGGUGUCAACGUCGGCUUUACAGCCAUCAUGAUACCGCCCCUAUUCGUCAUCAUGUGCAUCAGCUUUUACCGAGCACGGCGCAGCCAUGAUCCGGCACGAGUUACGAUUGCAUAUUUCAAGGCUAUGCUGCCGGUAGCAAUACUGUGGCUUUUAAUGUACACAAUACAAGGUAUCCUUUCUAUCAUCUACGAGCAAAGCUACUCCGAUACGGGGGGCAUCUACCACGCUUCUUUACGCACGUCUCUCCUCGGGACUCUUUUCUCCUACAUAACAAAUCUCCUCCUGAUCAUGACCCUUGCUGAGCUGGGCAACGGCUUCCUGUUCUGCCUCACCCAGACGAGAACAGCGCUACAGAAGGCGGUCAGGUACGCUGCCAUAGCAUCGUGCAUAAUCCUUUCUAUGCUGGCAAUUGCAAUAUUCGGUGUUUAUAACGCCGAAUAUUCGCGUUAUCUGAGCGAUUGGUGGUAUCGUUACGACGAAGACUCUUUGUAUGAGGCUAGCAGGAAGAUGAAUGUAGCCUUCAACAUCCUCACGUUUGUUUGGGCUUUACUGCUGGUGGCUUUCGCCGCCGUAGUCUUCAACAAGACGAAGCAUAACUACAUAUUGAAAAACUCCGCAGUCCUCUUCCUCGUCGCCGCGAUCCUGAACUUCGUCACCCAGCUGUACACACUCAUCUACCUCUCCGUCUUUGUACUUGCCGACUUUUACCCCUAUGAUCAGUACGAGACCUAUACUGCUCUCAUGUUUGUAGACCCGGUCAUCAAUGAUUGGAUCUAUACUGCCGUCGUGUCACUCGUCUUUGUCAUCGUCAUCCGCAAGCGCAACGGUCUGUGGACCACCGUGCAGCCGUGGAUGGACCAAGAGGGCCCGCCUGCACUGGCCGCAAACCCGAUCCACAAAGGCCGGGGCGAGCAAUGGCAGCAGCCGUCUAACAGCCAUGUCUUGGGCGUUUAG
This is a messenger RNA of Diaporthe amygdali, 987 nucleotides long. RefSeq lists its product as uncharacterized. Bases 1 to 987 code for a protein of 328 amino acids. The transcript has 3 exons. The record is from RefSeq and is a predicted model, not a curated record. NCBI's taxonomy places the organism in Eukaryota, Fungi, Ascomycota, Sordariomycetes, Diaporthales, Diaporthaceae.